AUGGCGACGGUGGCAGCACUGUGGCGGAGAGCGAGGGACUACAUGAAGACCAAGGAGUUCCGGGAAUACCUGACCAGCGUGCACUUCUGGGGUCCUGUGGCCAACUGGGGCCUGCCGCUGGCCGCCUUUAAGGAUAUGAGGGCACCGCCCGACAUCAUCAGCGGCCGCAUGACGACGGCGCUCAUCUUCUACUCGAUGGCCUUCAUGCGUUUCGCCUAUCGCGUACAGCCUCGAAACUUGCUGCUGUUGGCGUGCCACACCACCAACGUCAUGGCGCAGAGUGUGCAGGCGGGCCGCUUCGUAAUCCACCACUACGGCGGCACCGCCACCACCACCGCUGCCACCACCACCACCAACGACCCCACCAUGGUUCACACCAGCGACCGUGUGUGUGCUAGCGACUUUGAGGAUGACAACUCCUGCUAG
Messenger RNA from Puma concolor (puma), 426 nucleotides. NCBI's taxonomy places the organism in Eukaryota, Metazoa, Chordata, Mammalia, Carnivora, Felidae. The record is from RefSeq and is a predicted model, not a curated record.